AUGACUGGGAAGGACUUGGAGAACACUUUGAUCUUCGCCGAUGAACGAGGAAUGGUACACGAAGCAGUGGUAAAAGGACGGCGCAUUCCAUUCAAGAUGAACGUUGAGUAUGAAGUACAUGAUAUCUACAACCUUAAGACCGAAGAUGACAAGGAUUGGGUCGUCUCGAGGGCGAACUACACUAAUGUCACUCUCGAGGACUUCAAAGCUUUACUUCAACACGAACGACUACCUUAUCGACGUCGAACUCGUCCAGACACUGAGAACCUGAGGAAGGGGCACCUAGCUCUCCUGACGACCUUCUACGAGGCCUCCGGUCGCCUUCAGCCUCCCUCAAAGGCGGCCCUAAGAUCCCUCGGCUCAUGGGCGGCGCCGCACCUCAAAUUCCGAGACUACUGGGCGUGGGCGUGGCGCGUGGGCGGAGCCACAUUGGGCGAGGCGUUAGUCAGUUCGCCUCAGAGCAUACUGGACGCCCCCGCGCCGGUGCAUCUGCACCUGGAUGUCGACCUUCACGUUAACUCUUCUGCCUCUGGAAGGUUUUGUCGCGAAUGGCCUCAAGAUGACCUCUGGAAGAAACGCUCGUACUUCUGUGACCUCUAUGAUGGGUACGGUGACCUCUGCUCUUGCGAUGACCCCUUUCUUCCCGGCAGCGCCCCUCCGCGUAUGGACACUUGGCGUGAGGAGGUGGCGGUGGUGAUUGUCGCUGGCUCACGACCUCGCUAUCUGUACAGGCUCCUGAGACAGCUGCUAACCCAACCCGGGAUGACCUCUGACCUCGUCCUGGUGUCCGUCGACGGCGAAGACGAGGAGACAGUUCGGCUUUUAGAAGUCCUUGAGCUUCGGUUCUUCCUGCACACUCCCGAAGGCUCUUUAGGCUCCACUAAGAUCUCCAGUCGUGCACGUGAGUUGGAGGAGGCCACGCCCAUCCCCUCGUCUCCGCCCAGAGAUCGCUAA
This is a messenger RNA of Penaeus chinensis, 954 nucleotides long. Its product is annotated as protein O-linked-mannose beta-1,2-N-acetylglucosaminyltransferase 1-like. Gene Ontology annotation, cellular component: Golgi membrane. Gene Ontology annotation, biological process: protein O-linked glycosylation via N-acetylgalactosamine. The record is from RefSeq and is a predicted model, not a curated record. Bases 1 to 954 code for a protein of 317 amino acids. The transcript has 8 exons. Lineage: Eukaryota; Metazoa; Arthropoda; Malacostraca; Decapoda; Penaeidae. Gene Ontology annotation, molecular function: beta-1,3-galactosyl-O-glycosyl-glycoprotein beta-1,3-N-acetylglucosaminyltransferase activity.